Messenger RNA from Syzygium oleosum, 1724 nucleotides. RefSeq names its product pyruvate dehydrogenase E1 component subunit alpha-1, mitochondrial. Gene Ontology annotation, molecular function: pyruvate dehydrogenase (acetyl-transferring) activity. Bases 119 to 1309 code for a protein of 396 amino acids. Gene Ontology annotation, cellular component: intracellular membrane-bounded organelle. Gene Ontology annotation, biological process: pyruvate decarboxylation to acetyl-CoA. The transcript has 8 exons. The record is from RefSeq and is a predicted model, not a curated record. Lineage: Eukaryota; Viridiplantae; Streptophyta; Magnoliopsida; Myrtales; Myrtaceae.
CUUCUUCUCCACCUGCCUCUUCACGCCCACCAAACCAGACCUCCCCUCCCCUCCAUUCCCGUCGCUCGCGUCCGCAUCCCGACGCUCCCUCCCCCCGUUCGGCUCUGCUCAACCGGACAUGGCCUUGUCGCGGGCAGCUUCGUCUCCGUCGCACGCCGGCCUCCUCAAGCCCCUCGCCGCCGCCAUUUCCUCCCCCUUCCUCCGCCGCCCGAUCUCCACGGACGCCACCCCCAUCACCGUCGAGACCUCCGUCCCCUUCACCGCCCACCGAUGCGAGGCCCCCUCCCGGACCGUCGAGACGACCGCCCAGGAGCUGGUCGGAUUCUUCCGCAUCAUGGCCCUGAUGCGCCGCUCGGAGAUCGCCGCCGACUCCCUCUACAAGGCCAAGCUGAUCCGAGGGUUCUGCCACCUCUACGACGGGCAGGAGGCCGUCGCCAUCGGCAUGGAGGCCGCCAUCACCAAGAAGGACUGCAUCAUCACCGCGUACCGCGACCACUGCACCUUCCUCGGCCGCGGGGGUAGCCUCCUGGAGGUGUUCUCGGAGCUCAUGGGGAGGCAGGCCGGCUGCUCCAAGGGAAAGGGAGGAUCGAUGCAUUUUUACAGGAAGGAAGCUGGAUUCUACGGCGGUCAUGGAAUCGUCGGGGCUCAGGUUCCGUUGGGUGUUGGAUUGGCCUUUGCGCAGAAGUAUAAUAAGGACGAGAGCGUGAGUUUUGCUUUGUAUGGCGACGGGGCUGCGAACCAAGGGCAGUUGUUCGAGGCGCUUAACAUGGCCGCGCUAUGGGAUUUGCCAGCUAUUUUGGUCUGCGAGAACAAUCACUAUGGAAUGGGGACGGCCGAGUGGAGAGCUGCGAAGAGUCCUUCAUAUUACAAACGUGGGGAUUAUGUACCGGGUUUAAAGGUGGACGGCAUGGAUGCCCUUGCUGUGAAACAGGCAUGCAAAUUUGCUAAGGAGCAUGCUUUGAAGAAUGGCCCUAUUAUUCUUGAAAUGGACACCUAUAGGUAUCAUGGCCACUCCAUGUCAGACCCGGGGAGCACAUACCGUACUCGUGACGAAAUCAGUGGUGUACGACAGGAGCGUGAUCCAAUUGAAAGGAUUAGAAAGCUGCUAUUAUCUCUUGACCUGGCAACAGAAAAGGAGCUGAAGGAUAUCGAGAAGGAAGUAAGAAAAGAGGUUGAUGAAGCUAUUGCUCAAGCCAAGGAAAGUCCAAUGCCUGAACCAUCUGAACUGUUCACCAAUGUGUACGUGAAAGGUUACGGAGUUGAGAGCUUUGGAGCAGAUAGGAAAGAAGUGAGAGCCGUGCUUCCAUGAAAUCGGAUUUUUUUGGGAAGUAUCAAAAAGGUAUUUUGACCUCUGCAGAUGCCAAAGUCACGAACAAAAGGAAGAAUAACAGGUGGGACCAAGAUGACUGCCAAUUUGUGGCCUCCUUGUUGUCUUUUUUUUUUUUUUUUUCUUUUGGUAUGUGCAGCAGAGGUGAACUAAAAUUAUUUUUUACUUUUCGCUUUUCCUUUUACGCUUUGUCUAUUUUUUGUGGUUUUCUCGGUUACUUCUUUUCUUGGGUUCGAAAAGUUCAAUGAAUGUGCCAAGGAUGUUUUGAACACAUUGUAGUGACCUUCUAAAAAGGUCCGUUUGAUUUAGCAGUUGCCAUGCUGUUUGUGCUCUGUAAAAAUAAAAGAGCAUUAAUGGAAUUCACUUUUACUCCGAGCACAAUAAGAGUUUGGGACCA